AUGUUUGAAGGAUUCCAAUCCUUUGACGUCAAAACGUCCAAGGAUAGUGUCACUAUCAAUGGGUUAAGGAGCGGUGACUCGUCGUCAUCAAAGCCUCCGUUGCUGUUACUCCACGGCUUUCCCCAGACCCUUCACAUCUGGCAUCGCGUUGCGCCUCAGCUCCUCGACAAAUACACGCUUAUCCUCAUCGACAUUCGUGGUUACGGAAAGUCUUCCAAACCAGAAAAUGUCUCGGCAUACGCCAAGAGCGCCAUGGCUCGUGACUGCAUCGACGUGAUGGACUCUUUGGGCUUUACCGACUUCUACGUCUGUGCCCACGAUCGGGGAGCGAGAGUGGCCCAUAAACUAUGCGUCGAUUAUCCGGACCGAGUGCGCAAAGUUAUUCUGCUCGAUAUUUGCCCGACGCUUUCCAUGUUCACAAAGACCAACUUCGACUUUGCCAAAGCGUACUUUCACUGGUUUUUCCUCAUCCAGGAUGCGCCACUCCCCGAGAUGAUGAUCGCUGGGCGGUCGAGGCAAUUUGCGGAGCUGUUCAUGGGAGGACGACAGAAAGACGGGUUGAAGUUUUUUGAUCCGGACUGUUUCGACUUUUAUGCCAAGAGCCUGGGAGAUGAGGCGACCGUUCACGCCAUGUGCAAUGAUUACCGGGCGAGUGCAACUUUGGACUUGGACGAGGCCAGGGAGGACUUGAAGCAGGGGCAUAGGAUUCGCAGCCCUUUGCUUGUGAUUUGGGGGAAGCAUGGGGUUAUUGAGAAGUGUUUCGACGCUGUCAAGGAGUGGAAAGAUGUCACUGAGCCUGGUGUGCCCGUCGAGGGCUAUAGUGUUGAGUCUGGGCACUAUAUCCCAGAACACGCGCCCGGAGAAGUUGUGUCUGCUGUUCUGAAAUUCUUCAAGUAG
Molecule: messenger RNA, 897 nt
Organism: Fusarium keratoplasticum
Lineage: Eukaryota; Fungi; Ascomycota; Sordariomycetes; Hypocreales; Nectriaceae
Product: AB hydrolase-1 domain-containing protein
Exons: 1
Coding region: 1-897 (298 amino acids)
Molecular function (GO): hydrolase activity
Source: RefSeq, a predicted model, not a curated record